CAGGAGAUCAGCCCGGAAGAAGCGCAGCUGUUGCAGGAAAAGCGAGCUUUCCUGCGGAGUCAGCGUGCCGUCGCGCGAUGCGAGUUGCGGGAGAGGAGAAAGUGGCUGCGUUGGGCAACUAGAACAAGCGGCGCUCCUUCUACUUGCGCAGUUGACACCACCACUACCUCAUCUCUUCUCGGAG
This is a messenger RNA of Amoebophrya sp. A120, 184 nucleotides long. The record is from the annotation of a GenBank genome assembly. Lineage: Eukaryota; Dinophyceae; Syndiniales; Amoebophryaceae.